AUGUCUAACAGUCUAACAUUCCCAUCAGGCUUCGCCGGCAUGGUCACGGCGGUGGCUGCAUACUCCAUCUGGGGCGGCGACAUGUUUCCCAACGAGCCAGAUCCGACAGGGGAUCCGGAAUCCUGGACGGCGGAAGAGAUGAAGAGAUGGCUUCGUGUUCGAGGACUGUUGCCGAAUGAGAAGGCGACGCGCGAGGAAUUGCUGGAACGGAUCAAGGCCAACCUGCGGGUACCUCGCAAAACAACGUCGGCUGCGUCGCAGUCAUAG
This is a messenger RNA of Penicillium riverlandense, 267 nucleotides long. RefSeq names its product Ish1 domain-containing protein. The coding region runs from base 1 to 267 and encodes 88 amino acids. Lineage: Eukaryota; Fungi; Ascomycota; Eurotiomycetes; Eurotiales; Aspergillaceae. The record is from RefSeq and is a predicted model, not a curated record. The transcript is spliced from 3 exons.